AUGGCCCGAGCCACCGCCGUGCUCACCGAGCGAGGCUACAAAGUCCGCGAGUUCUUCUCCCAAGACGCCGGCAUCCAGUCCUCGAUUGAGAACCGCCUGUCGGAGCUGCGCGCCGCCUUCUCGGACCCGACCAUCUCGGCCAUCAUCUGCACCAUCGGCGGCCCGUGCUUCAACGAGCUCAUUCCCGCCCUGGCCGCCGACACGGAGCUGCACAACACCAUCCGCGCCAACCCCAAGAUCGUCGUCGGCUACUCCGACAUCACGGGUCUGCACUGGUUCCUGCAUGCACUCACGGGUCUCCGCACCUUCUACGGCCCGGGCGCCAUCCCCGAGCUCGGCUCGCCGAGCUCCGCCGACGACGAGGACUCACCGGUCGCCUUUUGCCUGAGGCAGCUCCUCCGCGCCAUCGCGCAGGCCGAGCCCCUCGGCGACGUGGCGCGGUCGCUCACCUACGCGCCCAAGCUGGACCCGGUGUUCUUUGACCCGGCGUCGACGGCGCCGCCGGAGCUCGCGCCCACCGCGGGCUGGCGGUGGCUGCGGCCCGGCCGGGCGCGGGGCCGGCUAUUCGGCGGGUGCCUCACCGUCGUGGCGCGCCUGGGCGGCGUGCGCGCCCUCGCGCCCGACUGGCGCGGCCGCAUCGUCUUCCUCGAGACGGCCAUGAGCGACGCCGAGGUCACGGGGAACCCGAUCCCGCGCGUGCGGGCCGGCAUCGCGGACCUCGUCGCGCACGGCGUCUUCGACGAGGCGGCCGGGCUGGUCGUGGGGCGGCCGUUCGGGUACGACUCCGAGGAGGCGAGGGACGAGUAUGCUGGCGUCAUCACGGCGCUCUUGUGCGAGGGGCCGCUGGCGGAGAGGAACAGUUUCCCGAUCUUGUUUAAUAUCGAUAUCGGGCACACGACUCCGAUGGUUACGUUGCCGAUUGAUGCUCUAGCCGAGCUGGAUUCAGAGACGGAUCGCUUUGCUAUUUUGGAACCGGCCGUGUGCUAG
Molecule: messenger RNA, 987 nt
Organism: Thyridium curvatum
Lineage: Eukaryota; Fungi; Ascomycota; Sordariomycetes; Thyridiales; Thyridiaceae
Exons: 1
Coding region: 1-987 (328 amino acids)
Source: RefSeq, a predicted model, not a curated record